Messenger RNA from Cornus florida, 1809 nucleotides. RefSeq names its product coniferyl alcohol acyltransferase-like. The coding region runs from base 125 to 1528 and encodes 467 amino acids. Gene Ontology annotation, molecular function: acyltransferase activity, transferring groups other than amino-acyl groups. NCBI's taxonomy places the organism in Eukaryota, Viridiplantae, Streptophyta, Magnoliopsida, Cornales, Cornaceae. The record is from RefSeq and is a predicted model, not a curated record. The transcript has 2 exons.
UACAUAUGUACAGUACUUAUGAUCCCUAGCUCUCUAGAUCAACAGGUCAUCUCACACACCAUCGAUCCUGGCCUCACUCAUAUAUAUAUAUAUAUAAUAAAGAAGAAGUUGAUUAAACAAUAAUAUGGAUAUGGCAGCGAGAGGUGAUCUGUUUUCGGUAGAGCUGAGGAGGAAGGAAGUAGUGGCAGCCGUGCUGCCAAUGCUGGAGCAUUGGCUGCCACAGUCGAAUCUGGACUUACUUUUGCCUCCUCUAGAUGUCGGUGUGUUCUUCUGUUACAAGAUACCAGAGGAUGACAACUUGUUCGGCUUUCCUUACAUGGUCAGUGUCCUUAAGAAGGCUAUGGCUCAAGCUUUGGUGUCCUACUAUGCAUUUGCCGGGGAGGUUGUGCAGAACUGCUUGGGAGAGCCUGAAGUCAUCUGCAACAAUCGUGGGGUGGAUUUCAUCGAAGCUUAUGCGGACGUAGAGCUCCAACAACUCAACUUUCACAAUCCUGAUGAGAGCAUAGAAGGCAAGCUGGUCCCUAAGAAGAAGCAAGGGGUGCUCUCUGUCCAGGUUACCGAACUCAAAUGUGGAGGAUUGGUAGUAGGGUGCACGUUUGAUCAUCGAGUGGCGGACGCCUACUCGGCCAACAUGUUUCUUGUGUCAUGGGCCGAGAUGGCCCGGUCCAAACCGGUACUUUCUCUGCUCCCAUCAUUCCGCCGGUCUCUCCUCAACCCUAGGCAUCCUGGCCACUACGAUCCCUCCCUUGACAACUUGUACAUGCCCAUCUCGGCCCUGCCACCACCAAAACAAAAAAACCCCGAUGAUGAUCACCUGAUAAGCCGAAUCUAUUACAUCAAGGCCAAUCAGCUCAGUCACCUUCAAUCAUUGGCGAGUGCUAGAGGAGAAAGAAGGACUAAGCUCGAGGCUUUCAGUGCCUUAGUGUGGAAAGUGGUAGCAGCCAGUACUGAACAUGGUAGCAACAAGAAUUGUAGGAUAGGCAUUGUGGUGGACGGGAGGGCUCAGCUGAGCGGAGGAGACAGUGGCGACAAGGCGGUGAUGAUGUCUGCUUACUUCGGGAACGUGUUGUCCAUCCCCUGUGAUGAAAAGACGAUCACUGAGCUGGAGGAGAGGCCCCUGAGUUGGGUGGCAAAUGCAGUUCAUGAGUGCUUGCAGGCUGCUAGGACAAAGGAACACUUUUUGGGGCUCAUAGACUGGGUGGAGGCUCAUCGUCCGGAUCCUGCUAUGACAAAGAUAUACAGUGCCAGAGAGGAUGGGGGCCCGGCGGUGGUGGUUUCGUCGGGGCAGAGGUUUCCGGUGUCUGAGGUGGAUUUCGGGUGGGGGAAGCCUGUGUUCGGGUCGUACCAUUUCCCGUGGGGCGGGGAGACCGGGUACGUGAUGCCCAUGCCAAGUCCAGUAGGGAAUGGAGACUGGGUUGUGUACAUGCACAUGUUGGGUGGACAAUUGGAGCUGAUUGAGACACAGGCGGCUCAUUUGUUCAGGCCCUUGACCAGUGACUAUCUUAAUAUACCUGUUUAUUUAAAGUGAGAAUGAUUUUAAUUUUCUAUAUGUAAAAAUACACUUGUUUGAAUUGUUUCCUCCUCCUGACCUCAUAUUGGAUAAUCUUUAAAAUUUAAAACAAAUUGCAAUAAACUUUGUGAGAAAAUAUACCCUUUAAAUAUCCAUUCAACCAAAUAAAAAAAAAAAAACCCAUAUCGCAUUAAAAAGUUGCAAACUGAACCCCUCAGCCUAACUUCCGCCGAUAAAUUUUUUUUUUAUAGUUAAAGGUAAGCUUUAUAUAAUGAAAAGAAUGUACAAAUCAGCCCCAA